Thlaspi arvense is the source of this 1542-nucleotide messenger RNA. NCBI's taxonomy places the organism in Eukaryota, Viridiplantae, Streptophyta, Magnoliopsida, Brassicales, Brassicaceae. The record is from the annotation of a GenBank genome assembly.
AUGGGGAUAAGGAUGGCCAUGGUAGAUGAACCGUUAUACCCCAUUGCGGUGCUCAUAGAUGAGCUCAAGAACGAUGAUAUCCAGCUUCGGCUGAACUCGAUCCGCCGGCUAUCUACAAUAGCUCGCGCCCUUGGAGAGGAGCGCACGAGGAAGGAGUUAAUCCCCUUUCUGAGCGAGAACAGUGACGAUGACGACGAGGUUCUCCUUGCAAUGGCUGGAGAACUGGGAGUUUUUAUUCCGUAUGUGGGAGGCAUUGAGCAUGCACAUGUUCUUCUUUCUCCUCUUGAAUCUCUCUGCGCUGUUGAAGAGACCUGCGUGAGAGAAAAAGCUGUGGACUCGCUUUGCAAGAUUGGAUCUCAAAUGAGGGAAAGUGACCUUGUCGACUCCUUUGUCCCUCUUGUGAAGAGUCUGGCAGCUGGUGAAUGGUUUGCAGCCAGAGUUUCCGCAUGCGCGUACCAGGGCUGUAGCGAUGCGCUGAAGACAGAGUUACGGUCGACUUAUAGCCUGUUGUGCCGAGAUGACAUGCCAAUGGUGCGAAGAGCUGCUGCAUCUAACCUGGGGAAGUUUGCUACGACUGUGGAGGCAACCUAUUUGAACACUGAGAUCAUGACUAUGUUCGAUGAUCUUACUAAAGAUGACCAAGAUUCUGUCAGACUAUUGGCUGUCGAAGGCUGUGCAGCUCUUGGAAAGUUGUUGGAACCUCAGGAUUGUGUUGCACGCAUUUUACCUGUGAUUGUUAAUUUCUCUCAGGAAUUAUCAUCCGAUUCUUCUCAACAUGUCCGCUCUGCUCUAGCUUCAGUAAUAAUGGGGAUGGCUCCUAUCCUUGGCAAGGACUCAACCAUUGAGCAUCUGCUACCAAUUUUUCUUUCCCUUUUGAAAGAUGAAUUUCCUGAUGUACGCCUCAACAUCAUAAGCAAGCUAGACCAAGUCAACCAGGUUAUUGGAAUCGAUCUACUAUCACAAUCUUUGUUACCGGCUAUUGUAGAGCUUGCUGAGGAUCGGCACUGGAGAGUCCGGCUUGCUAUAAUAGAGUAUGUUCCUCUGUUGGCAAGCCAGUUAGGUAUAGGGUUUUUCGAUGACAAACUCGGAGCCCUUUGCAUGCAAUGGUUGCAAGACAAGGUCUACUCUAUCCGUGAAGCUGCAGCAAACAACCUGAAGAGACUCGCAGAGGAGUUUGGUCCUGAAUGGGCUAUGCAGCACUUAGUUCCCCAGGUAUUGGACAUGGUCAACAAUCCGCACUACCUACACAGGAUGAUGGUUCUGCGUGCAAUAUCUCUAAUGGCUCCUGUAAUGGGAUCAGAAAUCACAUGCUCUAAGUUUCUUCCUGUCGUGAUUGAAGCAGCAAAAGACAGAGUUCCAAACGUCAAGUUCAAUGUUGCCAAACUCCUGCAGUCUCUCAUCCCCAUAGUCGACCAAUCAGUGGUGGACAAAACAAUCCGUCAGUGUUUGGUGGACCUGAGCGAGGACCCUGAUGUUGAUGUUCGCUAUUUUGCAAACCAAGCGCUUCGCUCCAUUGACGCUACCGCCGUGACGCAAUCCUGA